Molecule: messenger RNA, 2388 nt
Organism: Gekko japonicus
Lineage: Eukaryota; Metazoa; Chordata; Lepidosauria; Squamata; Gekkonidae
Product: nuclear factor interleukin-3-regulated protein-like
Exons: 2
Coding region: 538-1875 (445 amino acids)
Biological process (GO): circadian rhythm; regulation of DNA-templated transcription
Cellular component (GO): nucleus
Molecular function (GO): DNA binding; DNA-binding transcription factor activity
Source: RefSeq, a predicted model, not a curated record
CGGCAUCUCCAGUUAAAAGGACCAGAAAGUGGGCGUUUCUGCUGACUGCUGGGCCUGACGCGGCCACCAACUCCCUUCACUUCUCGCCGCUCCCGGUGUCCGGCAACAUCUCUGCUCUCGGAGCCCGUAGAAGUACUGCUGCAAAGCCCCCACCUGUUUCCAGUGGACUGAAAGAUUAUCCUGCCAGCGUUCAGUGGGGACCGGCAAAUCCCGGACUUCCAGCUCAGAGAAAUCUGAAGGAAGUUCAGCUCCGGCGGGUGUCUUAGAAGAUGGUCACCCUGUAUCGGGCAGUAUCUCUGGCCUCGGUGGGCACCCGGGACUCACUCGACUUGGCAACGGGAGCACAGCGCAAGGCCACGUUGGAAGCGGCACCCUUGGCAAUACCACUUGGUAACCCCCUCUGGUGGUAAAUCCUGGAAGACGCAUUGAUUCCCGCCGCUGAAGCGACUGGGAGGGAAAAUAUUCCGACAGCAGACAGAAUCCUAUCUGCCCUUUGCUAGUUGCACGGGGGGGGUGUUCGUGCCACCCCUCCUUGGCAUGAUGGAGAGUCUCAACUCGCCUACCUUGUGCGUGGCCGGGAGCUUCCCCGGCUUCCACCAAGACGGCAUGAUCCAGCGAGCCCGGGCGCUGAAGAGCAAGCCCAACGCCAACUGCCGACGGAAGCGGGAGUUCAUCUCCGACGAGAAGAAGGACGACAGCUACUGGGAGAAGCGUCGCAAGAACAACGAGGCCGCCAAGCGCUCUCGGGAGAAGCGGCGCUUCAACGACCUGGUGCUGGAGAACCGGGUGAUGGCCCUCAACGAGGAGAAUGUGCGGCUCAAGACCGAGCUGCUGCAGCUCAAGUUGCGCUUCGGGCUCAUCAGCACGGCAGCCUUCAUGGAGAAGAGCCAGCAGCUGAGCACAGCCAACUCCACCUCCGCCGGGCACUUCUACGGGACUGGUGACGACGGCAGGUACUCCGGGGCUCUCUCCCGGUCUCAGCACUCGGAGGACUCCUCCGAGACCGAGCAGUCAAGCCGGGACACCAAAUACUCGCCCCGGGGAUCACUCUCUGACAUUUCGGACAGUUCGUCACGGGGUAGCCCCGUGCCACAGACGCUUGGCGAAGCCCAGGCGGUCAGUCGGGCCUAUGGGGAUGCUCCCCUGCAGCACCCCCCGGAGCCCACGGGCUCGGUUCCUCGGGGCGUCAUCCUCUUCAGUGCCAACGGUUUUACGGCUGUGGCCCCACCCCAUCCGCUGCUCCCUCACCGACAGGAGCAGGCGGAAGGCUGCACCGUCGAAACGGCCAGAAGCCCCAGUCCGGAGAGCAACGCCCAUUGCCGGGCGGAGGACCUGCAGCCUCACUCCGGCUACUGCUCCAAAUCCCAGAGCUAUGGCAUGGCCCCGGAUUAUUUGGAGGGGGAGCUGGUUGGGGCGGAGCACGCCCCGAAGGCUCCGGAGCCUGCGUCUCCCUUUGACAGCUACUCCAGCGAGGAGAAUGGGGAGGAGCCCGGCUGGAGAUGCUCGCCUGCUCCGUUCGCCCUGCUGCCGGACGCCCAUCCUGACGUCAAGACAGCCGCCCUUCCCCACAAGCUCCGGCUCAAGUGCCGGGCACACAGCAGCGGCAUCCAAGAGGCGUUCCCCGGUCCGAGUCCUGCGCCAAUGGCCUGCUCUCCGGGGACCCCCGCCUUGCCAGACUGGGAGAGCGACCGGCACGAGGAGGUCUCGGCCCUCGUGCGGCAAGCCUUGCUGCUCAACGACCAGCCCGCCCCGGUGGGGACCCUGGAUAGACUUUUGUGCCCUGCCGCCGGACUCCACUCAGACGAAACGGUACCCAAGGAGCACGUCGGCAGGUGGGAGGACGGUUGCCACGACAACGGCCUCAGGCCCACCUGAAGGAGGCUCCGGUGUGGGCCGAGACGGGUUUUUGUAUUUUUUUUUUAAAUAAAAAACGAGCUGAUGUUUUGGGCAAAAAGAAAACAGAAAAUCGAGAGGCGAAUCUUGGAUUUGGAGCCUCCUCGGAGCCCAGGGUCAGAAUACCACAGAGCAGGGAUGGGCCUGUCUUGGACGAACUUAAACGGGGCCUAGCGAGAAGAUGGAUUUGGGGGACUGCUGAAGUCCAGCGGGCGGAGGGUUUCCCUACUCUGCCAGGCCGGGGUUUCAGUGCAUCGACGGGAUUUGUCCCGCUGAGCUCAGCUGCCGCAAGGUAUCGCUACUUGAUCAGAUUUGGGGGGAGGGGGGAUUGGUUUCACCAGGAAACACGGGAAAGUUGGCCGGAUUGGCCCCGCGGAGGUCCCCCAAUACGCACAACUGGGAGAGAUGGUGGAUCUGCCGGUGUUUACAUUGUUCUCUGUAUCAGGAACUCUUUGACUGAACAGACAAUAUUUGUGUUUUUAAAUAUUAAAAUAA